Messenger RNA from Lactuca sativa (garden lettuce), 4479 nucleotides. Its product is annotated as bifunctional aspartate aminotransferase and glutamate/aspartate-prephenate aminotransferase. Lineage: Eukaryota; Viridiplantae; Streptophyta; Magnoliopsida; Asterales; Asteraceae. Gene Ontology annotation, biological process: amino acid metabolic process; biosynthetic process. The record is from RefSeq and is a predicted model, not a curated record. Gene Ontology annotation, molecular function: transaminase activity; pyridoxal phosphate binding.
UGUUCUGAUUCAAAAAUCAAACCACCUAAAUUCAAAUAUACAUGGCUGCUCAAAUCUCUCCCAUUUUUUCAACACGCACCACUAAAUCCGUGAAUGAUGAGCUUCUCGUCCCCGGUUUCGAUUCCCAGAGGAUCACCAAAUAUACAACAAUUUCCUUCUCUUCUCACCUCAACGCCAAUCUGUCAAUCAAAUCUUUGGAGACUAGAAGACGGCGACGAAAACAAAACUACUCCAAAUUAGUAACAGAAUGCUACUCUGACCAAAUGAAGCUUGAUACCAGUCUGGGCCCUAGGGUCAAUUCCGUAAAUCCUUCAAAAACAGUGGCCCUAAUUGACGAAACAGCUGCACUUCUAGAAGCCGGUGUUCCUGUCAUUCGCUUAGCUACCGGAGAAUCCGAUUUUGACACCCCCGCUGUUAUCGCUGAGGCUGGAAUAAAUGCAAUUCGUGAAGGUUACACAAGGUAUACAUCUAAUGCAGGUACCCUUGAACUACGAACAGCAAUAUGCAAGAAAUUGAAAGAGGAGAAUCAUAUUUCUUACACACCUGAUGAAAUUGUGGUUAGUAAUGGGGCAAAACAGAGUACACUACAAGCAGUUCUUGCUGUUUGUUCCCCAGGAGACGAGGUUAUAAUUCCAGCUCCAUUUUGGGUAAGUUACCCUGAAUUGGCAAGGUUGGCUGAUGCAACACCUGUGAUUAUUCCUGCAAGCAUCUCUGAAAAUUUUCUGUUAGAUCCGAAGCUUCUAGAAUCUAAGCUUACUCAGAAGUCAAGACUGCUAAUUCUUUGUUCUCCAUGUAACCCAACAGGGGCAGUUUAUCCUAGGAAGCUUCUAGAAGAAAUUGCUCGAGUUGUUGCAAAGCAUCCAAGACUUUUGGUGGUUUCUGAUGAAACUUAUGAGCACAUAAUAUUUUCGCCAGCUGUCCACACGAGCUUUGCAUCUUUGCCUGGCAUGUGGGAACGGACACUAACAGUCAAUGGGUUCUCUAAGGCUUUUGCAAUGACUGGAUGGAGACUUGGAUAUAUUGCUGGUCCUAAACAUUUUGUUGCUGCCACUGGAAAAAUUCAAAGUCAGUCAACUUCAGGUGCGAGUAGCAUAUCUCAAAAAGCGGCUGUCGCUGCUUUAGGAAUGGGAUACGCAGGUGGAGAAGCUGUUUCACAAAUGGUCAAAGCAUUUCGUGAACGCCGAGAUUUUUUGGUCAAAGCUUUCAGGGAAUUAAAUGGUGUCAAAAUAUCUGAACCUCAGGGUGCUUUCUACAUCUUUCUUGAUUUGAGCUAUUACUAUGGCAUGGAGGUUGAUGAUUUUGGUUUGAUUAAGGAUUCAGAGUCACUAUGUCGGUAUUUGCUGCAAAAAUGUCAGGUACGUCAGGAGACCGUGGCAAGGCGAAGGCGUGAUCGUACCGCUCCUCAUGAUUUUGUAGUAAUGUGAUUAUGGGAAUACUCUAAAUGAUUUGUAUUGAAAACCUUUUUGUAAUAAUUUAAUGGAAUCGGGUUGUUUUUGAAAAAUUUAAAUUGGUUGGAUUUUUCGGUCGUUACAAGUUGGUAUCAAAGCCUUGGUUUGAGUGAAUUAGAGGAACACUCGUGUGACUCCAGUCUCAAAUCGAGGAGAGUUUUCAAAAGAGAAAUUAAAAUGGUUUUCAAAACGAGUAAAGGAGGACGCGGAGGUACGAUCAGCCGGAGCCAGUAAGUAACCCCAAAAUACCAAUGCAUGAUAAUUGUUUUGAGCUUUGUUAGAACAGCAUGCUGGUGCUAGGCUAGGGAUCUUAAGGAUUUCAUGUUAAUGCUGCCUGAUUUGUGAUGCCUGUAGCCUAGGGUUUCCUUGUGGGAGAUUUCCAGUGUUCCUCUAGAGGUGAGGGUUGAGCGCUUGAUUGUAUGUUUUCUCUAGGGCAUUGUGGUAGUACUUCAUACAAAUAUGGGUAGGUAUGGAAGGUAGUAUGGGCCCGUACUACUGGAAGCACAAGACCCGUACGCGUAUUAGGGAAACCAUGACCCCUAGGGUUGGGUUGAGAGUUGGUUCCCGGGAUAGUGGGACGUAUCUGAGAUUUUGUGGUGUUCUUUUCAGUAUGGAGAUUCCGAUGCAUGCUAGGAGUGGAUCCGGGUCAGGAUCGGGAGCAGGAGAGGGAGUACCGGACGGGUCAGUGUCGCCCGAGGUUAUUGGUCAGAUGAGCAUGUGCGAGUUGGAUGCGAGGAUUCGUGAGAUCCUACAGGAUGAGGUUGCUACGUUGUUCCGGGCCGAGUUGCCGGAACUGUUUGGGUCGAUCAAGACCGCCAUGAUCGAGUACUUUGAUGAGCGCUAUGCAGCUCUCACAGAGACGGCUGUCGCGGCGGCUAUAGCGGCUAUAGCAGCGGCAGGGGGAGGAGUUGGUCGGGGUUUUCAGUAUCGGGACUUCGAUAAUAUGAAGCCUCCCACCUUUGAUGGAGUUCAGGACCCGAUUGUUGUUAUAAGAUGAUUAUCGGACGUGGAGGGGUGUUUCUUCACGUGUUCAUGCCCUGCUGAUCAGAGGGUGAGGUGUGCUCUGCACCUGUUGAGGCUCGGGGCAAAGGAUUGGUGGAGAUUGACCACGGGGUCAUAUUCGGAUGCGCAGAGGGUUGCGGUUUCGUGGGAUUAGUUCAGAGAAAUGUUCAGCACUCGUUAUAUUCCGCGAGUCGAGAGGGAAAGAUUGGCUCAGAAGUUUCUUAAGCUGAAGCAGGGUUUGGAGUCGGUGACGGAGAUCACCAGGAUGUUCACUGAGAGGGCGAUGUUUUGCCCUGAGUUCGCUUUGGAGCAGGCUCAGAUGUCCCGAUAUCUGAGUAUGCUCAAGAGAGAUAUCAGACAGUUUGUGUCUACGCAGAGGUGCGAGACCUUGUUGGAGUUGCAGGAGGCCGCCAGGCGGCGUGAGUUAGAGAUUGAGUUGCAGUUGCGUGAGUUGAGGCAGGCUCAAGUGCAGUUGCAGCCGGCGCCGAAACGGUCGAAGACCGUUGAUUCCAGGGUAGGAGAGCAGACUAGUCACACUUGUGGGAAGUGUGGGAGGGGUCACACCGGAGUUUGUAGGUCCAGUGGCGCAUGCCGCAAGUGCGGAAAGGAGGGGCACUAUGCGAGGGAUUGUCGACAGUCAGCGCAGGCUCGGGAUUUGAGGAUUUGUUAUCAUUGUCAUCAGGUUGGACACUUGAGAGUCAACUGUCCACAGAUUGUGCAGGACCGGUGUAGGCUCCAGCACCGGUCACUUUGAGGAUCACGGGUGGAGGUCAGGGUGGAGCGGAGCCCCCAAGGGCUCAUGGUCGUGCUUUUCAGCUUACUACAGAGGAGGUCAGAGCAGUGUCGGAUGCAACUGCGGGUAUGUUUCUUUCUUGAUGUCUUCAUUAUAUGUGAUUAUUAUGGAGUAUUGUUAUCUGCUAGUCUAUUUGUGUGGCUUCGGUGUGGUAUUCGUUGUUCUUUGUGGGAUAUGGUAUGGUUGGGUUUAGUAUUGCAAAUUUCGUUGGUUAUUUUUCUUGGGGGUAUCUUAGUGGUAAUCUGGCGUCCGAUUUGAGGAUUGGAUAGUAUUGUCUUCUAAGGAGUGGUUAGCUGCAGAUUGAGUUUCUUUCGAGCUCGGGUUGAUCAACGUUGAUAUGUGCUUUUGUGAAGGUUGCUCGUGCUUGCGGGACGCAAUUCGCGUGUAAGUAAUUGUGUUGUGUAAGGUUGUUUAGCGAGGUCGGUGAUGGCGACCGGUGAUUGAUAGUCAGUGCUAUAAGUGGGGGAGAAUUGGGAAUUCUCCGGAAGGUCGAUGGACAUGAGAGGUUGAUUAGCUGCUUGGGUUUCAGCAGUGGUUCUGUCAGUCAAGAGUAUAGGCUGGUAUGAGUAAGUGGCAGGCAUGCGGGGCGGGAUACAGACCUAGGGCAUUCGAUUGUGGAGGGCCUGGGAUCAGGCCGGGAUUGUCACACCCCGAAAACCGAAGGCGGAAACAUUUCCGGGGUUGACUCCACGUUGAGUAUCAAAUCUAAUGCACAUAGUAAGUAAAGUAAAACAACCAUUACAUUACAUAAUAAAGUUUUACAGUGGUUCCAAAAAUAAGGUUUGUACAAUUGUGAUACAUAGUAUAUAUAGACAAAAUGAAACGGAUCUUCAUGUACUCCGUCUUCUGAUCAAAAGAAAUCUUCGAAUACCUGUUCUAACGCUGACCUGAGAACACAAGCGGUUUGAAAAUCAGCAUAAAGCUGGUGAGUUCAUAAGCGGUUUUUGUUUGUGAACAUGAUUUGAGCUUCCUUUCUGUUUCUGAAAUGUUAUAUGCACCAAGAAAAUCCCAUAUUUUCUUAAUAGUUGGUUAUUGUUUCACAAAUGUAAGGUAUAUUAAGUUUGUACACUGAAAAUAUGUUAAUUCAUGUGAAAAUGUAUAGUUGGUUAUCUGACUGGUUAAACUGUUCUGUUUACUUAUCAUGUGUUACCAAGAAAGUCCCAUACUUUCUUAUUGUAUGUUACAAUUGUAAAAAAAAUGUAAUGUUAUCCAGUUUGUUACUCUUUCUAGUUAGGU